This is a messenger RNA of Striga asiatica, 2358 nucleotides long. NCBI's taxonomy places the organism in Eukaryota, Viridiplantae, Streptophyta, Magnoliopsida, Lamiales, Orobanchaceae. The record is from the annotation of a GenBank genome assembly.
AUGAAUUUUGGGGAUUUUCUUGAUCACAGCAAUUCUUGUGGUGGCGCAAGAGUUGUCAGCGAUUUACCUUACCACACUAAUCACAAAAAUAUUAUGUCGACCGCCGCCGCCGCCGCCAUCUCUCAGCCUAUGGCCGCCGCCGGGAAGCCGCCGUUCAAGUCCCCCGGCCUCUCUCUUGCACUACAAACGGGUAUGGAGGGCGGACAAAGAGAUCACCAGUUGGGUGUUAGAAAUAUUGGUUCAAACAAUAGUAAUAACAACUUUAAUCAUGGUGAUUAUGAGAAUGUUCGUAAUGUGAAUGGCUUGGGGAGGGUUAGAAGCCGGGACGAAUUGGAUGUGGAGAGCAGAUCUGGGAGCGACAACAUGGACGGAGGCGGCGGCGGCUCCGGCUCCGGCGACGACCACGACGGCUCCGACAAACCUCCGAGGAAGAAAAGAUACCACCGACACACUCCUCAGCAAAUCCAAGAACUCGAAACGUACUGCCCCCUUUUUUCCCCUUUUGAUUUUCUUACCCAGCUCGAGCGUCACGAGAACUCAAUCCUCCGGCAAGAAAACGACAAGCUUCGAGCCGAAAACAUGGCCAUCAAAGAUGCCAUGCGAAACCCCAUCUGCACUAACUGUGGUGGGCCCGCCUUAAUUGGCGAGAUCUCCCUCGAAGAACAACACCUCAGAAUCGAGAACGCCCGGCUGAAAGACGAGCUGGACCGCGUCUGUGCCCUCGCCAGCAAGUUCUUGGGCCGGCCCAUUUCAUCCUUGGGCCCGCCCGUUCCCAGCUCGAGCCUGGAGUUCGUGGGCCUGAACAACAUGCUAUCCUCGGGCCUGCCAUUGGGCCCGCCCGACUUCCCGGGCCCAUUGCAGCCCGUGAUGCCGCCGCCUCAGGUGAAAGGUACUCCGAUUGAACGGUCUUUGGAGAGGUCGAUGUAUUUGGAGCUUGCUCUGGCGGCAAUGGACGAGUUGGUGAAAAUGGCCCAAAUGGACGGGCCCGUUUGGGUUGGGGGGUUAGAAGGGGGAUGGGAUGUUUUGGACCGUGAGGAGUAUUUGAGGGCUUUCAGCCCGUGCAUUGGGAUGAGGCCCAAUGGGUUUGUGAGUGAGGCGUCGAGGGAGACUGGUAUGGUUAUUAUCAACAGUUUGGCUCUGGUCGAGACGUUGAUGGACUCGAACAAAUGGGCAGAGAUGUUUCCUUGUAUAAUUGCAAGAACCACAACUACUGAUGUAAUCUCAGAUGGUAUGGGAGGAACAAGGAAUGGUGCACUUCAGCUGAUGCAAGCAGAGCUACAAGUUCUAUCACCAUUGGUUCCCGUACGAGAGGUCAAUUUCCUCCGGUUUUGCAAGCAACACGCGGAGGGCUUGUGGGCCGUGGUUGAUGUGUCGAUUGACACCAUAAGAGAAGCUUCCAAUGGCGGGCCCACUUAUCCGAGCUGCCGGAGGCUCCCGUCUGGCUGUGUAGUUCAAGAUAUGCCCAAUGGCUAUUCAAAGGUCACAUGGGUCGAACACGCGGAAUACGACGAGAGCCAAGUCCACCACCUCUACCGCCCGUCCAUCGCCGCCGGCCUCGGCUUCGGUGCUCGCCGGUGGGUCGCCACUCUCCAACGCCAAUGCGAGUGCCUCGCCAUCCUCAUGUCCUCCUCCACCGCCUCCCGAGACCAUUCGGCAAUCACAGCUGGCGGCCGACGGAGCAUGUUGAAGCUGGCACAGCGUAUGACCAACAACUUUUGCGCGGGAGUUUGCGCCUCGACCGUGCACGAGUGGAGCAAGUUGAGCUCGGGAAAUGUUGACGAGGAUGUCCGAGUGAUGACCCGGAAGUCCAUGGACGACCCUGGGGAGCCGCCAGGGGUUGUGUUGAGCGCGGCCACGUCCGUGUGGCUUCCGGUGUGCCCCCAACGGCUGUUUGACUUUCUAAGAAACGAGCAUUUGAGGAGCGAGUGGGACAUACUCUCCAAUGGGGGGCCCAUGCAGGAGAUGGCCCACAUAGCCAAGGGUCAGGAUCAGGGGAACUGCGUUUCCCUCCUCCGUGCCGGCGCGAUGAACUCUAGCCAGAACAGCAUGCUGAUACUGCAGGAGACGUGCACGGACUCGUCCGGUUCGCUCGUGGUUUACGCCCCCGUCGACGUCCCUGCCAUGCAUGUGGUGAUGAACGGUGGGGACUCCGCCUACGUGGCGCUUCUCCCCUCUGGAUUUGCGAUCUCGCCAGACGGGCCCAACAGCCGGGAUGGGCCUGGCGGGUCGCUGCUGACGGUGGCCUUCCAGAUAUUGGUGAACAGCCUGCCCACGGCCAAGCUCACGGUGGAGUCCGUGGAGACCGUCAACAACCUCAUCUCGUGCACCGUCCAGAAAAUCAAGGCCGCCCUUCAAUGA